CAACGGAGGAGGGCCCCACUCAAAAGGAAGUUCAUAAACAACUUGUUUCAAAGCCCUCAUGCAUUAUUCACCUUGAACGUCCACACUCCAAGAGAGAACAGACCAUCAGUCCACAAUUCAUCUAUUUGCCUUACUCAGUGUACUCUUUGCAGUCAUCAUGCCAAGCCAGCUGGAGGGAGCAAUGGAUGCUCUGAUCCGUGUGUUUUACAACUACUCAGGUAACGAUGGGGACAAAUUCAAACUGAACAAAGGCGAGCUGAAAGAGCUUCUGAACAGUGAGCUCACUGAAUUCCUAACAUCGCAGAAGGACCCUAUGUUAGUGGAGAAGAUUAUGAAUGAUCUUGACUCCAAUAAAGACAAUGAGGUCGAUUUUAACGAAUUUGUGGUACUGGUGGCGGCAUUAACUGUCGCCUGCAACGACUUCUUUCAGGAAUCGCAGAAAAUGAAAUGAGAGUGAAGAACAUCAAACUAUGAUAAAACUGCUCUAUUAGCUUGUGAUUGUACAUGUGCAUUAUUAUAGUGUGCAAUUCCUUGUGUGCAUGACUGUGUGUGUUGGUUUUAUGUGUGUAUCUGAAUCAGAAUACUUUCCCCUUAACUUAUGCUCACUGGAAAUAAUUAAUUUGUUAAAUUUAUAAAUUAAAUACUUGUCUAUUGGAUUGAAAAUGAAACAGACUUGAUUACUUUUGCUUAAAAUCUGAUUUAGCAUUCAUUUAAAUACUUGCAUUAACCACAUUGGCCAAAUCAGAGCAUCCCUGUUGUGUGAAUUAUAGUUUGUAAUAGAUUUGAUUAAACAGUAAAUAAGUUAAUAAAUGUAAUUAAAAUAGUAUGCAGUGAAUUUAAUAAAACCUGU
Messenger RNA from Tachysurus fulvidraco (yellow catfish), 850 nucleotides. It is a transcript of the gene s100z, whose product is annotated as S100 calcium binding protein Z. The coding region runs from base 158 to 451 and encodes 97 amino acids. Lineage: Eukaryota; Metazoa; Chordata; Actinopteri; Siluriformes; Bagridae. The transcript is spliced from 3 exons. Gene Ontology annotation, cellular component: cytoplasm. The record is from RefSeq and is a predicted model, not a curated record. Gene Ontology annotation, molecular function: calcium ion binding.